AUGACCAAUCGCACUCUAGGAAAAGACAAAGCUCCAAUCUGCAUUGAACUUAACCAACCACCAUUAGAUCCGGCUUUGGAAGAAGAAAUGAAGCAACUUCGGUAUGCCAUGCUGCUAUCAAAGAUCAAGACCACUUUAGAAAUGGAACACCAGAAUGAUCCAAAUUGCAAUGUCAGUGGCACGAAAGAUGAGCAUGGACGUGAAAUUGAAGAAGACGAAAGUGACAUGAAUGAGGAAGAUGAAAAUGAUGAUGACGAUGAUGUUGAAGAUGCAGAUGAUGAACAUGAUGACGAUGAUGAUGACAAUGACAACGAUUAUAAUUUGGGUAAUGCCGGUGUCCAAGAAGCCGAUCCCGAAGACAGUGAUCCAAUAUUGAUCGGUCCUGAUUAUGAUACCUUUCCUCAAAGAUCUCUUCUAAGACAAUUACCCUCUGACAGUGAUGACCCGAAAGAAGCUUCACACCAAGAUCAACAGCAACUGAGGAAAAACUGGCAGCCUCACCUAUUCUCCUCAGCUCAGCAAGUGGUGGAAAAAGGGAAGCACCACCUCAGGAUGAACAAAUGGACACAUCGCCUACCAACAUUGUAG
Molecule: messenger RNA, 588 nt
Organism: Ipomoea nil (Japanese morning glory)
Lineage: Eukaryota; Viridiplantae; Streptophyta; Magnoliopsida; Solanales; Convolvulaceae
Product: pheromone-processing carboxypeptidase KEX1-like
Exons: 2
Coding region: 1-588 (195 amino acids)
Source: RefSeq, a predicted model, not a curated record